Molecule: messenger RNA, 1182 nt
Organism: Salvia splendens (bonfire salvia)
Lineage: Eukaryota; Viridiplantae; Streptophyta; Magnoliopsida; Lamiales; Lamiaceae
Product: 1,4-dihydroxy-2-naphthoyl-CoA synthase, peroxisomal-like
Exons: 9
Coding region: 35-1039 (334 amino acids)
Biological process (GO): menaquinone biosynthetic process
Cellular component (GO): cytosol
Molecular function (GO): 1,4-dihydroxy-2-naphthoyl-CoA synthase activity
Source: RefSeq, a predicted model, not a curated record
UUCAACUCUACCAAUUUCUCCAACGGAAUCGUCGAUGGCGGGAAUUUCUGCAGAAGCUGCUAAAGCAGUCCAUCGAAGAAUGUUUGCUGUUUCUAGGCAUCUCAUUCCGGAAUCGAAUCACACUCACUGCCUCGGCAUGUCCGCCUGCAGCUCCGGAUUCGACGACACGUACCAUCGGGUGCACGGAGCCGUACCAGCUCAUAUCCCGCCGUGGAAACCGGCGAUCGACGAUUCCGGUAAGGAUUUCGCCGACAUUAUCUACGAGAAGGCAGUUGGAGAAGGCAUUGCUAAGAUUACAAUCAAUAGGCCGGAGAGGAGAAAUGCGUUUAGGCCUGAAACGGUGAAGGAGCUGAUUCGUGCUUUCAAUGAUGCCAGAGAUGACAACUCAAUCGGAGUCAUCAUCCUCACCGGGAAGGGCACAAAGGCAUUCUGCAGUGGAGGGGAUCAAGCACUUAGAAGCAAAGAUGGUUACGUUGAUUAUGAUAAUUUCGGACGUCUCAAUGUAUUAGACCUUCAGGUUCAAAUCCGCCGCCUUCCUAAGCCAGUUAUAGCAAUGGUUGCGGGCUAUGCAGUAGGGGGUGGACAUGUGCUUCAAAUGGUGUGUGAUCUAACAAUCGCAGCUGAUAAUGCUGUUUUUGGUCAGACGGGCCCGAAGGUUGGAAGCUUUGAUGCAGGCUAUGGGGCUUCAAUAAUGUCUCGUUUGGUUGGCCCAAAACGUGCACGUGAAAUGUGGUACAUGACGAGGUUCUACAAUGCUAAUGAAGCAGAGAAAAUGGGGCUUGUCAAUACCGUUGUUCCUCUGGAGAAGCUGGAAGAGGAAACAGUUAAAUGGUGCAGAGAGAUUCUGAGGAAUAGUCCUAUGGCAGUUCGGUUGUGCAAAGCUGCCAUCAAUGCAGCUGAUGAUGGACAUGCUGGGCUUCAGCAAAUUGGAGGAGACGCUACGCUCCUUUUCUAUGGGACUGAAGAGGGUAACGAAGGGAAGGACGCGUAUUUGGAGCGAAGGAAACCAGAUUUCUCAAAAUUUCCAAGGCUUCCAUGAUUGGUAUUUGGAGCUCUGCAGCAAGUUUUUCUACAUGCCUUCGUUGAGAAAUACAAAUUUUUUGAGUUCUGUAAAGAUUUGAGAAAUGCUCCAUUUUCAUGUGUAUGACCUUGUUUGGAAAAUGUCUUUCUUCUGUUUUUUAA